This is a messenger RNA of Solanum tuberosum (potato), 659 nucleotides long. RefSeq names its product 40S ribosomal protein S23. Gene Ontology annotation, molecular function: structural constituent of ribosome. The record is from RefSeq and is a predicted model, not a curated record. NCBI's taxonomy places the organism in Eukaryota, Viridiplantae, Streptophyta, Magnoliopsida, Solanales, Solanaceae. The coding region runs from base 86 to 514 and encodes 142 amino acids. Gene Ontology annotation, biological process: translation. Gene Ontology annotation, cellular component: ribosome; small ribosomal subunit. The transcript is spliced from 4 exons.
UUUCUUAUAAUUAGGGUUUUAUUAGGCGGCAGACUCUUCUCCUUCAACCUCUGUAAACCGGAGUAAUCAUCUUCAAUCAGCAAUCAUGGGGAAGACACGUGGAAUGGGAGCCGGACGCAAGCUGAAGUCCCACCGCAGAAGACAAAGGUGGGCUGACAAGUCCUACAAGAAGUCCCAUCUUGGUAACGAAUGGAAGAAGCCAUUUGCUGGAUCUUCCCAUGCUAAAGGCAUUGUGCUUGAGAAGAUAGGUAUUGAGGCGAAACAGCCAAAUUCUGCUAUUCGUAAAUGUGCUAGGGUUCAACUCAUCAAGAAUGGGAAAAAGAUUGCUGCUUUUGUCCCUAACGAUGGUUGCUUGAACUACAUCGAAGAAAAUGAUGAAGUGUUGAUUGCUGGAUUUGGUCGUAAGGGUCAUGCCGUGGGAGAUAUUCCUGGAGUUCGGUUCAAGGUGGUGAAGGUUUCUGGUGUCUCUCUUCUAGCUCUCUUCAAGGAGAAGAAGGAGAAGCCAAGAUCUUAAUUUACCUCUUUUUUCGCGAAAAUACCCUCAAGCCUGCAAUGGACUUUUUAGCUUGUAUUCGAGUUAUUAUUUUGUCAACUACUAUUUAAUUAGACAUUGUACUGGAAUUUUGGUUCAUUAAUUUUGAGUUCGAAUGUUACCUUAA